CUUUUCACAGAUUGUCCCUUUCAAAUUAUCUGUGGGUCUGCUGAUGGCUGAUAUGGCCUAUUCUGGAGCCACAGACUCUGCCACAUUACAGACGUGUUUCCGAGCAGGACGGGUGAACCUGGGGUAUUGGUUCGGGCUAGCGCAGACUCUUUCUGUUGCUUCCAUACUACCUACACACUCAUAUUCAGACACACACAGGAACGUUCUCUCUCCAACCCCAGCUGGACUGCUGUAGAAAGCACAAUUUGUCUUGCCUUGCUGUAGAAACGGACCAUUUAGACUUAAAGACAAUCUGCAAAGGGUUUUAAAAGAAAGAGGCUAGUGGUUUGUUUGUUUGUUUAUUACAUAUAAAGAAAGCAUGAUAUUUAAGGGUUCCCCCCCCACCGGCUUUUUAAUUAGCUUAGAAAUAUCAGGAAUGUCAAGUUUGCUCUUUCCGGAUAUUUCUGGAGGACCUUGGGAAUGAUGAUGAUGAUGAUUUAUUUAUUUACCACUUACAUUGUGAUAACACCCACAGGACAACCAGGUUGAGGCCUCAUAGUAUUAGGUGCUGUAGAAUACCUUAAAUGAAGAGGUGAGGCUGUUGAAUCAUUAACAAAGGCUUUAUUUAUCCAGAAUGUUAAUUAGCCAUUUGAGUUAAAUAGGUGCUAGCAAAAAUGUACAAAAACCAAAGCGUUUUAAAGAGUGUGACUAAAAACCCAUUCCCAAUGUUCCCUGUCUUGGCUCUUGUGCCAGCACGUCACUAGUUCUCCAGUCUGCAAACCUUCCAUCCCAGUCAGGGCCUGAAUUUCUAAUGUAAAAUAAAAGCAGGGAAACAACCCUUAAAAUAGUAACGCAUAUGCCCGAUUAAUCUUCUUGGCUGAGCAUUCUUUUCCUUGUGCCAAAAUGCAAUUUCCAGAUGAUGGUUUGAGUAUCUCAUGGGAAGAUCUCAAAGAAAACCAUUUCCGAGCUAAUUGUGCCUUUGUUAUCCCUGGCAUCACUUUGGAAAAGCACUAAUGCUAAUGACACUCACGUUCUCCUUUUCACAAGGGAGUUUUCACCCUUCCAGGAGUGAUAGUUACUUCUCACUUCAACAAAAUAUCCCACAAUCCCACUUCUAUGUGAGCUGGUGUGUGUGUGUGUGUGUGUUCAUCAGGAGAAUGUGUCAGAAAUCCCUGGUGUAUAUUGGAGAGAGAUUUUUAAAGCUUGAUUUGGUUUGAAAUGAUCCUGAGCUCUGAUUACAUUGUCAUCAAGUGCCCAGGAAACAACAUGUGUUAACACAGCAAAUAAAGGGCGAGAUUGUUGUGCUUUUACUUACCUGAGUGAGCAACAAGUCAUGUCCCAUGGAAGCCAAGGAGAGUACUCGCGUGUGUAAGUGCUCACCAACAUGAAUAAGGGCUUCAGAGUCUGGGGCAAAUGAAUCCAGCUGCUCAUAACUAGCGGUGGGUGAAACACCUGGAAUAAUAAUAAAGCAGAUGGUGGUACCUGGGGUCUAUCUAUUUUCAUCAUCUCUUUUCACCCAGUCCAGAGCUGUUUAUCCAAAGCUCGCUGAACUCUGGGAUUCAGAUAAUGUGGGACUCAGCUUUGGUUUUGCUCAGCCUGACUAAGGUUUGGCACACUUAAAACCAGCCUUGAUUUUGCCCAUAGUUCAGAACAGGGAGCUCCUAACUAAUGUUUAAACUCAGAACCUUCACAGUCCAUUGUCAGUGCUUCCUGUCAUCCUGCAAACAUGCCAGCCAUGUGUUUUCUUAAUUCGUUCCAGUGAUUUGCUAACCUCCCAGCCAGAGGUGUACAGUGUGUGUUCUCUUUGCAUGACGCUGCAUGUUUAUUCACAGCAUUGUGCGAUUGGCUGCAAUGCAUUUUAAUUCUGUGCAUUGUUCUCUGGGGCUGGUGAUGCCGUUGCAUUGUGCUGAGUUUUUAAGAGUGUGAACAGCACUGCUGAUGUGACUGAGCGGGGGCCUACUUUCAGCUGGACCUGGAUGAAACUAAAUGGUUCAGUCUUCCUGUGACCCACAUGCACGGCAAGACAGGCAUAUUGAAAGAGAUGGAGUUAGUGUAACUAAAACAUUGAAAAACGAUGCAAGAUUCACCCAGUUCCCUGGCAAUGGAUGGAUACUCCAGUAAUGUGCCAGCAUUCCUGACUAAACUGUGGACACUGGUGGAAGAUCCUGAAACAAACCAUCUAAUUUGCUGGAGCACUAAUGGCACCAGCUUCCACGUUUUCGAUCAAGGUCAGUUUGCCAAGGAGGUGCUGCCUAAGUAUUUCAAACACAACAACAUGGCCAGCUUCGUCCGGCAGCUGAACAUGUAUGGCUUCAGGAAAGUGGUCAAUAUAGAGCAGGGUGGCCUUGUCAAGCCUGAACGGGAUGACACCGAGUUCCAGCAUCUUUAUUUCCUACAAGGCCACGAACACCUCUUGGAACACAUCAAAAGGAAGGUAUCUAUUGUGAAAAGUGAGGAAACGAAGAUGCGCCAGGAGGAUCUCAGCAGGUUGCUCUAUGAAGUCCAGAUUCUGAGAAAUCAGCAGGAGAACAUGGAGUGUCAAAUGCAGGACAUGAAGCAACAAAAUGAAGUCCUGUGGCGGGAAGUUGUAUCUCUCAGGCAGAAUCAUUCUCAGCAACAGAAAGUGAUCAACAAGCUGAUUCAGUUUCUGUUCGGCCAGCUCCAAUCAAACCCCAGCAGCGCUGGGAUAAAGAGAAAACUACCUCUGAUGUUAGAUGAUGGAAGCUCAGCACCACAAGUGUCCAAGUUCAACCGACAUUUGUCUGUGGACCCUCUUCAUGAUUCCUAUUUCAUUCAGUCGCCAUCUACAGAACCUGCCUCGUGCUUAACCAGUCCUGCUAUUGCUGGAGGGCCAGUCAUAUCGGAUGUUACUGAAGCAUCACCACCGAAUGUCGUGUCGCUUCAAUCUCCUCCAGAGGGUGAUAGGGAAAAAUGCCACAUGCUGAUCAAGGAAGAACCAGUUAGCCCUGGAGUGAAAGCCACAUCUGAGCCAGAUGUCUCUCUGCCUGGCUGUACUGCCUGUGCUGAACCCCCUGUGUUACCAGUUGCAAUGGUUCAGUCUGUUUUAGAAGGCAAAGGGAGCUGCGGGGCGCCCCAGUCUGCAAGUUCACAGCAACCCGAAAGAAGAGGCAGAAGGGCACCUCUAGACAGAACAGAAAUUUCUGACCCAAUGGAUGGCACUGAUUUGAGUUUAGAAGGCCUGCAGCUGCUGCUGAGGAGCCAGCAAUAUAAUCUGGAACCUGCCAGCAUUUUGGAUGUCUUUAAUCCAAAUCUUUCAGUGAGUGAGUGGAAUCUGACUGACAUGGAAGCCAAUUUUUCACCGAUGCAGCAACUCACAGUGGAUCUGGAGAAGAAUGUAAAUGAGCUGUCUCCCAAAGUGUUAAAUCCUCACUUUAACACCACCUGCUCAGGGAAAGAUGUCAUUCUUGAAUGCACCCAGCAGUUUCCCAUUGAGCGUGAAGCAGGCUUUGGGAGCAACAUUGUAAACCUACCUGAAAGUUCAGCUCUUUAUAUUCCAUCUGAAAAUAUGGCUUCCUAUCUAUCCUCUGUGGGUCUCCAAGGAGAUAUUCCAUUAAACCUGAACUCUCCAACUGAAAGUAACUAGUGAUCUAUUUAGCUUUACAAGAAAUUGUGCCUUUUACUCCCUUUCAAAACAUCUACAGUUUUGAAUGUAAAGAAACAACAGUGACUUAGAAACACAUGAAAGAGUGAUUGUUGCUUUUUUUUGAAUUGAUGGAAAACUCAGCCACCAUAACUGUUUGCACUGCCCAAUGUUUUUCAAUGUUUACCCAGGACAAAUUUUACAAUGGGCAGUCUUCUUCCAAGAAACAAACUGCAAUCGUUGCUCACUCCGUGGGGCGCAAGGGUUUGUUAUUUCCUUUACUCACAAAAGCAGUACAUUUUCUUAAUUUUUUAUACUCUGUA
Molecule: messenger RNA, 3903 nt
Organism: Gopherus evgoodei (Goodes thornscrub tortoise)
Lineage: Eukaryota; Metazoa; Chordata; Testudines; Testudinidae
Gene: HSF4
Product: heat shock transcription factor 4
Exons: 13
Coding region: 2054-3583 (509 amino acids)
Biological process (GO): regulation of DNA-templated transcription
Molecular function (GO): sequence-specific DNA binding; DNA-binding transcription factor activity
Source: RefSeq, a predicted model, not a curated record